Molecule: messenger RNA, 2416 nt
Organism: Orycteropus afer afer
Lineage: Eukaryota; Metazoa; Chordata; Mammalia; Tubulidentata; Orycteropodidae
Gene: DENND6A
Product: DENN domain containing 6A
Cellular component (GO): recycling endosome
Molecular function (GO): guanyl-nucleotide exchange factor activity
Source: RefSeq, a predicted model, not a curated record
UCUGCAGCGCGGUCCGCAGUGUAGGCGGUGCGAAUAUCGAGGGGGUGGCUGAUGGCUCUGCCAGGCCUUGCCGGAUUGGGGCCCAGCUCCCGCGGGCCGUUGGACGAGGCGGUGGCGGUGGCGGCGGCGGAGGACAACAAGGGUCCGUCCAUGGUGGCGGCGGGAGUCGCUCCAGAGGAGGAUGAGGAGGACGAGGGCCGCUGCCGGGGCCUGCUGCGCUGGGACGGCUUUUCUGCCUGGCUGCACUGCGUGUGUGUGGUGGGCUUCGACCUGGAGCUGGGCCAGGCAGUGGAGGUAAUAUAUCCUCAGCAUUCCAAGCUUACCGAUAAAGAAAAAACCAAUAUUUGCUAUUUGUCUUUUCCAGAUUCAAAUUCAGGUUGUCUUGGAGAUACCCAGUUUUGUUUUAGAUUUCGUCAGUCUUCUGGGCGGAAGAUGUCACUGCAUUGUCUCCUGGAUCAAUUUGACAAAGAUUUACCAGUUUACUUAAAGAAGGACCCUGCUUAUUUUUAUGGAUAUGUGUAUUUCCGACAAGUUCGAGAUAAAACUCUGAAAAGAGGCUACUUCCAGAAGUCCUUGGUUUUGAUCAGCAAGCUACCUUAUAUCCAUUUUUUUCACACUGUGCUAAAACAGAUAGCACCGGAGUAUUUUGAAAAGAGCGAACCUUAUUUGGAAGCAGCUUGUAAUGAUGUUGAUCGAUGGCCUGCUCCAGUGCCUGGAAAAACAUUACACCUGCCUAUCAUGGGGGUGGUAAUGAAGAUACGGAUUCCAACAUGUCAUGACAAACCUGGACCAACUCAAAUAGUGCAGUUAACUCAGCAGGCGGACACACAUAUAUCUGUUAUUUUGCCCACUGUUCAUGAGGUAGAUCUUUUCAGGUGUUUCUGCCCAGUUUUCCUCCAUAGUCAGAUGCUUUGGGAGCUGGUGCUGUUGGGAGAACCCCUUGUGGUCAUGGCACCGUCACCAUCAGAGUCAUCAGAAACUGUAUUGGCACUUGUUAGCUGUAUUUCUCCACUAAAGUACUGCAGUGAUUUCCGACCCUAUUUCACGAUUCAUGAUAGUGAAUUCAAAGAAUAUACUACUCGUACACAAGCCCCGCCCUCAGUCAUAUUAGGAGUAACCAAUCCUUUUUUUGCUAAAACACUCCAGCACUGGCCACACAUUAUUCGAAUAGGAGACCUUAAGCCUGCAGGUGAAAUACCCAAACAGGUGAAAGUGAAAAAAUUGAAGAACCUGAAGACUCUGGAUUCUAAACCUGGAGUUUAUACUUCUUAUAAGCCAUAUCUAAACAGAGAUGAAGAGAUUGUAAAACAGUUACAGAAGGGUGUGCAACAGAAACGUCCUUCUGAGGCUCAAAGUGUUAUUCUCCGACGCUAUUUUUUGGAACUGACACAAAGCUUCAUCAUUCCGUUAGAAAGAUACGUGGCAAGCUUGAUGCCUUUGCAGAAAAGUAUUUCUGCAUGGAAGAGUCCACCCCAAUUAAGACAGUUCCUUCCAGAAGAAUUUAUGAAAACACUUGAGAAAACAGGACCUCAGCUGACCUCUAGAAUAAAAGGUGAUUGGAUUGGACUUUACCGGCAUUUUCUAAAAUCUCCUAAUUUUGAUGGCUGGUUCAGGACACGGCGGAAGGAAAUGACCCAGAAAUUGGAGGCACUCCAUCUAGAAGCUCUUUGUGAAGAGGACUUACUUCUCUGGAUCCAGAAACACACAGAAGUAGAAACAGUAGACCUUGUAUUAAAGCUGAAAAAUAAGCUGGUGCAGGCUGAUCGAGAGCGUUUACCUGUGAAACCUGACACUAUGGAAAAGUUACGGACACACAUAGAUGCAAUUAUCUUAGCAUUGCCAGAGGACCUGCAAGGCAUUCUGCUGAAAACAGGCAUGGCAUGAUAUUUGCCAAGAUUUUCUAGCCAAAAAGGAUUGUGCACCAUGAAGCAUACUGACAUUUCAACCAGAUGAACAAAACAGAUGUCUCAGUGGCAAAGAAGUGGAAAUCAGCUGUGAACGCUAGAUGCAGGGUGGAAAGACUAUACUGUAUGAACAGACCUUUUAGUGCAUUAUUUUUUAAAAUGGUUGUCUGCGGUGGUUCCACUUUAAUACUCAAACACUGAAAGGCUUUCUAUAUUUUUAAUCAUGUUCUAAAGUGCUCUUACGAGAGAACCUGUGGGGCCAUCAGUGUAAGUGAUUCCAAACUGCAGUGCUGGCAUUGCAGAUAUUUUUUUACAUUGGUGCUGCUUUGCCCAAUCAUGUUAAAACUCAGGGGGAUAUAAAAAUAACAUUCACACUGGCUGUCUUCUUAAGAAGAAGGAAAGACUGACUUGUUGAACUAGAGUUAGAAGUAAUCAAUGCUUAUGUAGUGCCUUCCAUUGUCCUACUUGUUUCAUAAAGCCCAGCUGCUAGUCUUGAAGCUUUUUGUUAUCUU